This is a messenger RNA of Sinocyclocheilus anshuiensis, 3189 nucleotides long. Its product is annotated as MAGUK p55 subfamily member 3-like. NCBI's taxonomy places the organism in Eukaryota, Metazoa, Chordata, Actinopteri, Cypriniformes, Cyprinidae. The transcript has 20 exons. The record is from RefSeq and is a predicted model, not a curated record. The coding region runs from base 181 to 2022 and encodes 613 amino acids. Gene Ontology annotation, molecular function: protein binding.
UGUGUGUGGAAGAGCGAGAACCACAGAGAGACAGAAAGAGAAGCGACAGACGGCAGGGGCGGCAGCCGGAGGAAGAGUCACAGUGAAAGAAUCAGUAAGGCAACCGUCUGAGAACGACAGAUCCAGAGACACAGAAAAAAGAGAGGAAGACGGAGUCAGAGCUCAACCCCUUCCUGAUCUAUGAAAGAAGCCAUGCCAGUCCUCUCUGCAGGAGCAGGGUUGCAUGAGACGCUUGCCCUGCUGACCUCACAGCUGCGUCCAGAUGCCAAUCACAAAGAGGACAUGGUCUUCCUCAAGGAUGUCUUCAGUGAGAGGAGUCUCAGCUACCUGAUGAAGAUCCAUGAGAAGUUGCGUCAGUAUGAAAGGCAGAGCCCCACCCCAGUUCUUCACAGUGCCUCCACUCUGGCAGAAGAUGUGGCAGAGGAGCUGCAAAGUGGACCAAUGAGUGCUGAGGAAAAAGAGCUGCUACAUUUGCUGACAUCACCACAUCUCCAGGCGGUUUUGUCAGUGCACGACACGGUGGCGCAGAAGAACUUUGACCCAGUGCUGCCUCCUCUGCCCGAUGACUUUGAGGAUGAGCUAGACGAGGAGUCUGUCAAGAUUGUCCGCCUAGUCAAAAACAAAGAGCCACUGGGUGCCACUAUUCGGCGGGACGAGUCCACAGGGGCUGUGAUUGUGGCUCGGAUCAUGAAAGGAGGGGCUGCAGACAGGAGUGGUCUGGUGCAUGUCGGGGAUGAACUGAGAGAGGUCAACGGCAGCUCUGUAAUGCACAAGAGACCAGAUGAGAUCAGUCAACUGCUGUCUCAGUCACAAGGCUCUAUCACACUGAAGAUCAUCCCAGCAAUCCGAGAGGAGGACAAGCUGAAAGAGAGCAAGGUCUACAUGCGGGCGCUGUUUGAUUACACUCCAUUGGAGGACAAAGCCACACCGUGUCAGGAGGCAGGGCUUCCGUUUAAACGAGGAGACAUCCUGCAGGUGGUCAGUCAGGAUGAUCAGACGUGGUGGCAGGCCAAGAGAGUGGCAGACUGCAACCUGCGUGCAGGACUCGUCCCAUCCAAACAGUUUCAGGAGAGGCGGUUAGCCUACAGAAUAAAAAUGGGCUCCCUUCAAUGCUCCAAGUCUCCAAAAAAAGCUGUCUAUGACCAGGAAUGUGAUAAAGAAGACUGUGACUGUGAGGGCUAUUUCAAUGGACAGUACAUAGUGUCUUCGAAGUGUAAUGCAGUGGCUCCCUCCUGUGGCCAGGUGUUUUCCUGGGAGUUUUACUCAGCCGGUUUAAGGAGAAGUUUCCGUUUAAGUCGGAAGGACCGUCGUGGUUCUUCAGGAGAGGCCAAUGUUUCUGACCAGAAUGACACCGAAUUCCUGACCUAUGAAGAAGUGACACGCUACCAGCAGAAGCCCAAUGAGAGACCCCGAUUAGUAGUUCUCAUUGGUUCUCUGGGAGCACGUAUCAAUGAGCUGAAGCAAAAAGUGAUAGCAGAAAAUCCCCAUCGCUACGCUGUGGCUGUGCCCCACACCACACGGCCCAAAAAGAGCCACGAGAAGGAGGGAGUGGAGUACCACUUUGUGACUAAACAGGUGUUUGAUGGAGAUGCACAGAAUAACAAAUUUAUAGAGUAUGGAGAGUAUAAGGAGAAUCUGUAUGGGACCAGUAUAGAGGCCAUCCGCUCUGUUCAAGCCAAGAACAAGAUGUGUCUGGUAGAUGUACAGCCUGAGGCUCUGAAGGCCCUACGGACAGCUGAAUUUAAGCCUUACGUCAUUUUCGUAAAACCACGAAUCCCAGAGAGUCGCAGACGCCGCAGUGCCGCCACUUCGCCAGGAGGAGCUGAACAUGGGCGAAUAACAGAGGAGGACCUGCAGGAAAUGCGUCUGUCAGCGCAGCAGACAGAUCAACAGUACGGUCACCUAGUGGAUCGGGUCCUGAUUAAAGAGGACACUGCCAGUGCCUGCGCAGAACUACGUAGCAUCCUGGAGAGACUGGAGCGGGAGACCUUCUGGGUUCCUGUGAGCUGGGCCAAAGCCUAGGACCUCAGCUUUCAUUUCCGACUGUUGACCUACAUUUCCUCCGAUAGCUUCUUUUCUUCCGGUUGGACUGCACUGGGCUUGGCUUCUUUAAACGGUCCACCAUCUUUAAGAGGAGGCAUAAAGAGACUAAAUAAGACACUUGAAGGGUGUCUGUCUUAUUACAGAUUUGGUUUGGAGACAUGCAGGCACAUAAGCACUUAUUUUGGCAUGAAUGAUCUCAUUUAUUUUUGAAAGACAUUAGGUAUUUAUUAUUUGGCUUGUUAUUUCAUGACGUUUGUUUUUUUGAUACUUUGUGGCUUCCUUUCAUGUUAUUUAAAGAGUUUCAAUAGACUGUUCACUAAAGCAAUACUUCUGGUGUCAGAUUAUAUUAUCAGAAAGGCAUUGACCUUUGGUAUUAAAAGGCUGUGGAAAGUGGUUACCAUAGCAACAGCAUUGUUCUUCCUGAAUUGCACAUCUGGCCAGAGCAAGUGGGAAAUUUGCAGGUUGGACUGUACAUUUUUCAACAAUGCGCAUCAAGCUGUUCCCAUGCACACCCAUGCAGAGACUCGUUUAGCAACCGUAACAACUUCAGUUUGAGGCUAUUUGAAGUUUUAAUUUCAUCAAGUGUUGCCUGUCGGACUUUGUUGUGUAACAAUCACAGAAAUCAAGUUAUUUUUGAAGAGCACGAUUGAUCAACGUUUUCACAGGAAAAUAUUAAACUCCUGCUGUGCCAACGACUGUCUCAAUGCACCAAGCUUUUCCUCUCAAAGAGGUUCUUCAUUCGGAGGGUUACAAAAUACCAUGCCAAAGCACUUGAGCUUCACAAUAUCUAUGUAAAUAUGUAACUAAGCUUCCUGGAGUUUAGGUUUGUUGAGUGUAGAUGAACUGAGACAGUGUUGAGUUGAGACAAUAACACCCAGGUCCCUUAUUUUUUGGUUGUAAAGGUCUAUGCGACAGUUUGGAGUGCAUAUGUUACAUCUGCAUCAUGAGCUCAUGCAUCUUUUGCCAUUUAAUUUUCACAUUUCACAUCUCUCUAGAACUUUCUACCAUUUCCCAACAUAUCAUACAAAUCCUCUUGAUCCUACCUCACCUUGGGUUUGAACGGAAAUCUGUCGCCUUUGUUGUAAGCUGCAAUUCUUCAGUGUAAAUUCGUAAUUGUAUGUCAUGUACUGAUUGCAAAUAAAUAUC